Molecule: messenger RNA, 798 nt
Organism: Uloborus diversus
Lineage: Eukaryota; Metazoa; Arthropoda; Arachnida; Araneae; Uloboridae
Product: ubiquitin carboxyl-terminal hydrolase isozyme L3-like
Exons: 9
Coding region: 1-798 (265 amino acids)
Biological process (GO): ubiquitin-dependent protein catabolic process; protein deubiquitination
Cellular component (GO): cytoplasm
Molecular function (GO): cysteine-type deubiquitinase activity
Source: RefSeq, a predicted model, not a curated record
AUGUCUGAUAUCAGGUGGUUACCUCUAGAAGCAAAUCCUGAAGUUAUGAACAAGUUUUUAAUGCAACUAGGCGUGCCUAAAAAAUAUGGAAUAUCUGAUAUUUUUUCCUUUGAUGCUGAAAUGCUUCAGUUUGUCCCAAAGCCUUCUUUUGCUAUUAUAUUACUUUUUCCUGCUACAAGUGAGGAUUUGAAACACAUUCAACUCAGCAUUCAGCUUCAUUCAUUCAUUCUUCGCUUUGGGAUCAGGUACACGGGUCUCUUCUGGGCUUCAGAUUGUGCCGCUGUGUUUUAUAAAGUAAGUGCAAAUAAACAGUUUUUGGAUGAAAAACAGGUCAAAGAAUCAUCAGUCUUUUUUAUGAAACAGACCAUUGGAAAUGCUUGUGGUACUGUGGCAUUGAUCCAUUCAGUAGCUAACAAUUUGCAGAACAUAUGUUUAGAGCCUGACUCUCCCCUUGAAAAAUUUUUGAAAGAAACUGUACAAUUAGGACCAGAUGAAAAAGCUGAAUAUCUGGAAAAGAACAUGGAUAUUGGUGCUGCUCAUGAAGCUAGUGCACAAGAAGGCCAGACUGAGCCUCCUCCAAGCAAUGAAGAAGUGUCACUACAUUUUGUAGCAUUUGUUAAUUCCAACGGCAAGCUUCUUGAGCUUGAUGGUCGCAAAGAUGGACCCAUUUGUCACAGAUCUACCAGUGUGGAAACAUUUUUUGAGAAAGAGUUGCACAACUGCAUUGAAGCUCUCAGCUGUCAAGGAAGCUCAGGAAAUCAAAAAUCGGGCUGCAGCCAGAGAAUUUCAAGUGGAUGA